ACCGAUGAAACAAAAUUCGCCCUACGUAAAAUAAUCCAGCCGCCAAAAUUUCUCGCGCAGCUGUCCUUCAUUUUUCGGACAGAACGAGGUCGAUGCGCCGGAGAGAUUUCUUCAUUUUUGAUGCAGCCAUUGGAUAUCGAAACUGAACUUCUCAGGUUCAAGUGAACUCCCGACCGUCAUUUACCCCAAAUGGACAUUGCUUUCAAUUCUUCGUCGUUACUUCGAUUGAACAAGAUUCCCACUGCCCUUGUCUUUCCCACUCAUCCUCGUAAGAUUUCAGUCGUCCAAUCCAAGCGGUUUGUUCCAAUGGCGGCCCUUACAGUUUCCAAUGCUAUAGGACUGUCGGAAACAUUCAGCAAAUUGAAGGAACAGGGCAAGGUCGCAUUUAUCCCCUACAUAACUGCUGGUGAUCCUGAUCUUUCCACCACGGCUGAGGCAUUGAAGGUUCUUUCCAACCAUGGAUCAGAUAUAAUUGAACUUGGUGUUCCAUAUUCAGAUCCCUUGGCAGAUGGCCCUGUUAUACAGGCUGCAGCGACUCGGUCCUUGGCUAGGGGGACAAACUUUAGUGCAAUCAUUUCUAUGCUGAAGGAGGUUAUUCCUGAACUGUCUUGCCCAAUUGCCCUUUUUUCAUACUAUAACCCAAUUCUUAAGCGUGGCGUCGAGAACUUCAUGAUGACAAUAAGAGAUGCUGGUGUACAUGGGCUUGUUGUUCCGGACGUUCCUCUGGAAGAGACUGAAAUUUUGAGAAAAGAAGCUGUAAAGUACAACAUCGAGCUGGUACUCUUAACUACACCGACCACGCCUAAAGAUAGGAUGAAAGCGAUCGUUGAAGCUUCAGAGGGAUUUGUGUAUCUUGUGAGCUCCGUAGGAGUUACCGGUGCCCGUACAUCAGUGAGUGAUCGAGUUCAAACUCUCCUUGAGGAAAUCAAAGAGGCAACAGAAAAACCAGUGGCAGUAGGUUUCGGUAUAUCAAAACCCGAGCACGUGAAACAGGUGGCCAACUGGGGGGCUGAUGGGAUCAUAGUUGGUAGUGCUAUGGUGAAGCUGUUGGGAGAAGCUCAGACUCCUGAAGAAGGAUUGAAGGCACUAGAAAGCUUCACCAAAUCCUUAAAAUCUGCUCUCUCCUAAUCAAAUUUUGAUGGAAUAAGAGGUCAGCUAGCUCUAUCACUGAAGCCUGCUAGUGUUUUACAGUCAUCUUUAAAUGAUACUUAAAACAUUUCUCUUUCUUUUUAGCUGAAUAAGACUGUCAGUUUAGUUCUGUUUAAGGAUAUUGCUUGGUGUUUUAGCUAAUAUAAGUUUUGUUCUUUCUGGUUCAAAA
Molecule: messenger RNA, 1318 nt
Organism: Cucurbita moschata (crookneck pumpkin)
Lineage: Eukaryota; Viridiplantae; Streptophyta; Magnoliopsida; Cucurbitales; Cucurbitaceae
Product: tryptophan synthase alpha chain
Exons: 10
Coding region: 190-1128 (312 amino acids)
Biological process (GO): L-tryptophan biosynthetic process
Cellular component (GO): chloroplast; cytosol
Molecular function (GO): tryptophan synthase activity
Source: RefSeq, a predicted model, not a curated record